UGUUUAUUGUCACCAGGGUAAGCGGCGCCGUGUGGAACUGUGGGAUUCGACUAUUAGCUGCCGUGAGCACUGCCUGAGCCACCAUGACUGUGGAAGUAAUGGAAGUUGUGACCUCAGACAAAGACAAGGAUAAGGAUAAGGAUAAAGACAAGGAGGGAGAGGCGGAGAAGAAGGAUCCCGAUACACUAACAUUAGAAGACAUCAAGGAACAGAUUCGUCUGGUGGAGCGCAGCAUCGUUAGCAAGGAGCCAAGAUUUGUGCUGCGGGUGCUGAGAGCGCUGCCAGCCACACGACGCAAACUGACCCCCAAUGUGCUGCGGCGUCUGGUUGGCACCUACUAUGGGCGGGCAGAGAGCAAGCAGGAGCGUGAGGCCAUCCUGCAGUUCAUUGAAGAGCCCAUGGAUACAGAUGGUGCUCAGGGGCCAGUGGUAAGGCAGCGUGGGCAGCUGCUUCUAGAGGUUGAUGUGUACAUUCAUCUCCUGGUGCUGCUGCGACUCCUUGAUACAAACAACAUCCAGGAUGCCAUCAAGUGCUCAGACUUGCUUAUGACCAAGGUUACCUCAGUCAACCGGCGUACCCUUGACCUUCUGGCUGCUCGCUGCUACUUCUAUCACUCAAGAGCUUAUGAAGUUAAUAAACGCCUGGACGAGAUCAGGGGAUUUAUGCACCAGCGACUCUGCCAGGCAACUCUACGCAAGGACCAUGAAGGCCAGGCAGUGUUGAUUAACUGCCUUCUGAGGAAUUAUCUUCAUUAUUGUCUCUAUGACCAGGCACAGAAGUUGAUUGUUAAGCUUGAAUUUCCACAGCAGGCCAACAACAAUGAAGUGGCACGUUACCACUACUACAUGGGACGCAUUAAGGGUAUCCAGCUAGAGUACUCAGAGGCCCACAAACAUCUGAUCCAGGCCCUGCGCAAAGCUCCCCAGCAGACAGCUGUAGGCUUCAGGCAGGCUGUGCAGAAACUUGCAGUGGUGGUGGAGCUCUUGCUGGGUGACAUUCCUGAGAGGCAGAUCUUCAGACAGGCAAUCAUGCGGAAGGCUUUGGCUCCUUACCUGCAGCUGACUCAGACUGUGCGCCUCGGGAACCUGGCUCACUUCACCAACACACUGAAUGAAUACAAGACUAAGUUCCAGGAGGACCACACUUUCAUGCUGAUCUUGCGUCUUCGCCAUAAUGUUAUCAAGACUGGCCUGCGUGCAAUCUCCCUCUCCUAUUCCCGCAUCUCCUUAGCUGACGUGGCUUCCAAGCUUGCCCUUGGUUCCCGAGAGGAUGCAGAGUUCAUUGUGGCCAAGGCUAUCAGGGAUGGAGUGAUUGAGGCUGUAAUCGACCAUGAAAAUGGAUACAUGCAGAGCAAGGAGACAGUAGAUGUGUAUUGUACCCGAGAGCCCCAGUCAGUAUACCACCAGCGCAUCUCCUUCUGCCUUGACAUCCACAACCAGUCUGUUAAAGCCAUGCGCUACCCUCCUAAGUCUUACAACAAGGAUCUGGAGAGUGCUGAGGAGCGCCGGGAGCGGGAACAGCAGGACCUGGAGCUAGCAAAGGAGAUGGCAGAGGAGGAUGAUGAUGGGUUCCCUUAGGUAUAGUAAAGUUAGACUGAGUGAGGCAACCUUCCUUCUUUAAUAUCAUCUUUAUGUCUGGUAUCUUCAUUGCUCUGCAGUAGUUUAAUUGGAGAGUUAUUCCUAGAGACUGGAGGACUUGCUGCUUUUCCAAGACUGGUGGAAUAGGUUGAGGAGAAAGGUAGUCCUUGGUCCUGGUGUAUUCUCAGUGUAAAGGAUAAUUAUCUCUUUGUAUGAAUAAUAAAAGGUUAAUUUUU
Portunus trituberculatus (swimming crab) is the source of this 1813-nucleotide messenger RNA. RefSeq names its product probable 26S proteasome non-ATPase regulatory subunit 3 (gene Rpn3). NCBI's taxonomy places the organism in Eukaryota, Metazoa, Arthropoda, Malacostraca, Decapoda, Portunidae. Gene Ontology annotation, molecular function: enzyme regulator activity. The record is from RefSeq and is a predicted model, not a curated record. Gene Ontology annotation, cellular component: proteasome regulatory particle, lid subcomplex; proteasome complex. The transcript has 10 exons. Gene Ontology annotation, biological process: ubiquitin-dependent protein catabolic process; regulation of protein catabolic process. The coding region runs from base 84 to 1577 and encodes 497 amino acids.